CUGUUCGUACGGGUGGUGCUACGCCUGCGCGGUGGCGGGCGCGUCGGUGUUGCUGUCGGCGAUCGAGGUGGAGCGACGCUUCGAGAUGAAGAUCGCCACGGCGAUGCCGAUGAGGGCCACGACCGCGAUGACGACCCGGACCACCGGGUUGGCGUCGGGGCCGACCGAGAGGACGACGACGGCCGGGGCGAUCAGCACCGAGACCAGGUUCAUGACCUUGAUCAGCGGGUUGAUCGACGGGCCGGCGGUGUCCUUGAACGGGUCACCGACGGUGUCGCCGAUGAUCGUCGCCUCGUGGGCGUCGGAGCCCUUGCCGCCGUGGUUGCCGUCCUCGACCAGCUUCUUCGCGUUGUCCCAGGCGCCACCGGAGUUGGCCAGGAACACCGCCAUCAGCGUGCCCGAGGCGAUCGCGCCCGCGAGGUAGCCCGCGAGCGGACCGACGCCGAGGCCGAAGCCGACGGCGAUCGGGGCGAGGAUGGCGAGCAGGCCGGGGGUGGCCAGCUCGCGCAGCGCGUCGCGGGUGCAGAGGUCGACCACGCGGCCGUACUCCGGGCGCUCCGAGCCGUCCAUGAUCCCCGGCCGGGUGGAGAACUGGCGCCGGACCUCGUAGACGACCGCACCCGCCGCCCGGGACACCGCGUUGACCGCGAGACCCGAGAACAUGAACACGACCGCGGCACCGAUGACGACGCCGACGAGCAGGUUCGGGGCCGUGACGUUGUAGAGGUCGGUGAGCUGCUGCCCCGCCUCCGCGUAGGCCUGGGUGAUCGCGUCGUUGUACGACCCGAACAGCGCGGUCGCCGCGAGGACGGCCGUCGCGAUCGCGAUGCCCUUGGUGAUGGCCUUCGUGGUGUUCCCGACCGCGUCGAGCUCGGUCAGGAUCUCGGCGGCCGGGCCGUCGACGUCGCCCGACAUCUCGGCGAUGCCCUGGGCGUUGUCGGAGACCGGCCCGAAGGUGUCCAUCGCGACGAUGACGCCGACCGUGGUCAGCAGGCCGGUGCCCGCGAGGGCGACGGCGAACAGGGCCACGAACACCGAGCCCGACAGCAGGAACGCGCCGUACACGGCGGCCCCGAUGACGAUCGCGGUGUAGACCGCCGACUCGAAGCCGACCGAGAUGCCGGCGAGGAUGACCGUGGCGGCACCGGUGAGCGAGCUGGUGCCGACGUCCUUGACCGGCUGGGUCUCGGUGCCGGUGUAGUAGCCGGUCAGCGCGAGGAUGAUGAUCGCCAGCACGAUGCCGAUGACCACCGCGGCGAACGCGAUGAUCU
Molecule: messenger RNA, 1271 nt
Organism: Theobroma umbraticum
Lineage: Eukaryota; Viridiplantae; Streptophyta; Magnoliopsida; Malvales; Malvaceae
Source: RefSeq, a predicted model, not a curated record